Molecule: messenger RNA, 1745 nt
Organism: Magallana angulata
Lineage: Eukaryota; Metazoa; Mollusca; Bivalvia; Ostreida; Ostreidae
Product: cytoplasmic dynein 2 intermediate chain 2-like
Exons: 13
Coding region: 1-1635 (544 amino acids)
Biological process (GO): intraciliary transport
Cellular component (GO): cytoplasmic dynein complex; ciliary plasm
Molecular function (GO): dynein light chain binding; dynein heavy chain binding
Source: RefSeq, a predicted model, not a curated record
AUGUCUAUCUCUAUGGUCAGGGUAUUUGUGUUCGGGAUCGAGAUUACUGAAAUCACUAACAACAUUCCUAACGUAAACAACAAGAUGUUUGCCGACAUAACACUAGAGUCCGUAACGUUUAGAUCUAAUUGGAAGAAAGAAAGAUCCCUUGCUAGCAGUGGAUGUCAAACUUCUGAGCUGGUUGUGGAAGAAGUUGCAUGUCAGUCAGUUAAAUACAAAACUGUGAAGACUCAAACAGAGGAUGACAGUGAUAAGUUCUCAGGCUUUGCAGAUGACAACUCUGGUCACCUUGCCGAGUUUUUACGAAGAGUUGAGCCGGCCAUGCAUAAACAGCUCGAAAUGAACGUCAAGAGUCAUGCUUUUGACGAUUACGAGGUGACCUGGGACGAGAGUUCCUCCACAAUGUCUUCUAUCCACAAACUCACAAACGCUGCUCAUGAUGGACAGUUUCAGAUUACUGGACUGUCUUGGAACUCAACUGGAGCAGUCAUUGCAGCUUCCUACGGACGGUUUGACCAUGAGGACUGGUGUACCCACAAGACGUCAUUAUGUACUUGGAAUUUAGAGCGCCGAAACCUGGACGAAAACAAGCCAGACACAGUGCUGGAGGUGUCGAGUUGUCUGAUGUGUACUGCCUUCCACCCCUCUAACCCCGCCCUCAUUGCCGGGGGCACCUACAAUGGUGUGGUAAUUGUGUGGGAUUUAAGUCGAGAAGAUGACAUGGUGUUAACAUCAUCUGGUAUUGGAGAUGAUUCGCACAGGGAACCAGUUUCAAAGGUCACAUGGGUACCAGACACAUCAUCUCUCAAAAAGAACAAAUAUUUGCUUGUCAGUGUUAGCAGUGAUGGUAAAAUGCUUGUGUGGAAAAUGGACAGAAAGACCAAACAGAUAGAACUACAUGAUGGAUUUGUUCUGAUGAACAUGAACCUCCCCACACAGUUACGUAAAUCUCGAACCAUGCGAGGAGACAAGGAAGUGGGCGUCACUUGUAUAUCGUACAACAACGAAAACAAGGACAGUUUUAUCAUUGGUUCAGAGCCAGGGGCGGUGUUUAAAUGUUCCAUGUCAGCAAACGGGGAGCAACCUGCAGAUGGCGGUGAAACAUAUAGAAUCAGGGAUGGCAAUAUAAUUUCAUCCAUUCAGUUGAAAUCCCCAGUGACCUUUACGUACGCCCACCAUUAUGGACCGGUGUAUUCUGCAGAGUUUUCUCCCUUUCACAGGAACGCUUUCCUGACUAGUUCCAUGGAUCAAACACUACGACUGUACAGCAUGCUACAGAAACAACCCAUCAUGACUUUAGAGCCCGGUGAGGGGGUUAUCUACUCAACGAAGUGGUCCUUCAGCCGGCCCGCAUUGUUUGCUGCCACCACCGACACCGGCCUGUUGUUACUGUACGACCUGACACAGAACCAGCCGGUCCCCGUGUAUAAACUGGAGGCUGGGGGACUGAUGGGGAACAAUGCUCGGGCACCUGUCCUCACCUGUCAGUUCAACCAACAUCAAAACAAUCUGAUCGCCACCGGUGAUGCCAUGGGGUGUAUUCAAGUGUUCCGAAUCAGUGACAGCCUCAAAACGCCGCUGUCACGUGACCUGGAGAUUCUGGGAGAUUUAGUAGACAUCACUACCGAGUCCUAGCUCCUUCUCAGCAGAGUACUGUGAUAUUGAUUGAUUAAAAUCCGUCCUCUCAACUCAAUUAUUUGUAGUUGGAUAUUUUGAAAAUUUGAUAAAAAAAAAACAAUCAACAA